This is a messenger RNA of Aaosphaeria arxii CBS 175.79, 1452 nucleotides long. Its product is annotated as DUF1479-domain-containing protein. The coding region runs from base 1 to 1452 and encodes 483 amino acids. The transcript has 3 exons. The record is from RefSeq and is a predicted model, not a curated record. Lineage: Eukaryota; Fungi; Ascomycota; Dothideomycetes; Pleosporales.
AUGUUAAGCCGCAACCUUCGUGGGAAAUGUGGAACUCGUUUUCACAAUCACGCUUGUUCAUUCAAUCAGAUAAGGUCUGCUUCAAGUGCUCCAGCAAAUCGAUCAGAAGGGUCUAUAGGAGAUGCAUUCGCCACGCUUUCAAAGAGCCAAACGGAGCUACCUCUUCGUUUCUCCGCUUUGAAGAAAGAAAUCGUCGGCGAGAAUGGCGACGCCAUACUCGAUAGCUGGCACCGAAUCUUGGGACACAUAAAAUCCGACACAAUUCCUCGAGUACAAACAGAGUCCUCCGCUGCGGUCCCCGAGGUCGAGUUCCGAGCCAUAGCUGAGAACAAUGGACGUCUUCCACCGGGGAUCGAGCUGGCAUUGAAGAAGUGCGGCACCAUCAUAGUAAGAGGCUUGGUCCCAGAGCAAACGGCGUGGGACUGGAAACAAUCUGUUCGAAGAUAUGUUGCCGAGAAUCCAUCGACUAAAGGUUUUCCCAAAGAUGACAUUCAAGUCUAUGAACUAUUCUGGAGCAAAGCGCAACUCGAGGCGCGGGCCCAUUCAAACAUGCUGAUGGCUCAGAAAGCAUUGAAUGCAGCCUGGAAGAAGGAUGCUGGAGAUCGAGUCGUGCUGUCCGAACAAAUUUCGUACUGCGAUCGACUGAGGAUGCGCACGCCUGGAGAUAAAUCAUUCAAUCUUGGACCACACUUAGACGGUGGCUCCUUGGAGAGAUGGGAAGACCUGGCAUAUCGUAAAUGCUAUACUGAAAUACUUCGAGGCGAUUGGGAGCAACACGACGCCUUCAGGGUCGGUCCACGGCUUGACGCAUGCGUGGACAUGUACAAUGGACCUGGCGGCUGCUCGGCCUUCAGAUCAUAUCAGGGCUGGCUUUCACUCUCCGAAUGCGGGCCAUCAAACGGCACACUGCGCGUCAUCCCCGACCUAACCGCAUCCACCGCCUACACAAUGCUGCGACCAUUCGUGACGCCAACUUCAGGAGGAGGCUGGCAGCUGGAUACAACAACCCCCGUUUUCCAUGGCGCAGCAAUGGGCGCAGGUCAAGAACUAUCGCAGAACCAUUACCCACACAUCAGCUCCACCGCUUUCGUCUCGAUCCCUUUCGUCUGCCCCGGCGACGCUGUCUUCUGGCACUGCGACGCCGCGCACAUGGUCGAACACGAGCAUCAGGGGGAUCAGGAUGCCAGUGUUUUCUACAUACCCGUCGCGCCACUCUGCGAUACCAAUAUAGGGUAUCUGAAGCGCCAGCGGGCAAAUUUCUUGGCCGGGCUGCCGCCGCCAGAUUUUCCGGGUGGUGUUGGUGAGUCUGAGCACGUGGGACGUGGAACAGUGGACUAUCUGUCGGAGGGAGGAAAGAGGGCGAUGGGGUGUGCGAGGUUUGAUGAGACAGAGGCGGUCGAUGAGGUUGAGAGGGGGGUUUAUCGGGAUGCUAAUGCUGCUUUGUUUGACUAA